AUGGUAGCCCAGUUAGCUCUGGAUACCCCAGGUUCUAAAACAGACAGAGCUCUCUCUUUAGACUUUGUUUUAAAUCAUAAAGAUAAAAAAUUGGAAGCAGGGUUCACUUCACCGUGGAAGAAAGCUUCACUAAAGGGUGCCCUCCAGAAUGACAAGGCUAGAAAAGAAGUUAAUCUCAUCCUGAUUAGUGAUAAGGAUGAAUAUGCUUUAAAAUCGUUUGUUAAUAUUGCUGAGAAAGGAUCAGAAACGACUUACACUCCAGUCUUAGAGUUUCGUAGACCUGGUGCAGAAGGUAUUGCUCUGAAAGGAACGAUUAUAUCUGAAGAAAAUGAAGAUAUUGAAGCUGAUUUCAAAUUGUCUGGAGCAACUGAGAAAACUGUCAACAUUAAAGGCAAAUAUGUAAACAGUAACAAGAUGAAAAGUUUAUCAGCAUCCGUAGCUAUUGCCCCUAAAAACGUUUAUUCUACAACUGCUUCUAUCACAAUAGACCAGAAAAAGAAAACCAUUACCAAAGUAUUACCAUCAUUUGUUAUCAAAACUCCAGAAGGUACUCUUGUCUCAUUGACUGGAUCAGCAGAUUACAGAAAAGCUAAAUCCUUAAAAACUGAUCUGACCCUAAAAAUGGACAGACUUUUGAAACAACCAAUUAUUAUUAAAGGUAACUUAAACAGGGGUUUUUAUUUUCUGAUUGUUAUUCACAGUAAAGCAGAGAAAGUUUGA
Lottia gigantea (owl limpet) is the source of this 720-nucleotide messenger RNA. RefSeq lists its product as hypothetical. NCBI's taxonomy places the organism in Eukaryota, Metazoa, Mollusca, Gastropoda, Lottiidae. The transcript is spliced from 3 exons. The record is from RefSeq and is a predicted model, not a curated record. The coding region runs from base 1 to 720 and encodes 239 amino acids.